Molecule: messenger RNA, 1134 nt
Organism: Rhododendron vialii
Lineage: Eukaryota; Viridiplantae; Streptophyta; Magnoliopsida; Ericales; Ericaceae
Product: protein VASCULATURE COMPLEXITY AND CONNECTIVITY-like
Exons: 3
Coding region: 96-812 (238 amino acids)
Source: RefSeq, a predicted model, not a curated record
GUUAUUCACUACCGUCUGCAGUCUCCUUUGAUAAACCGUCUUCCAUCUCAUUGCUACUCUGUGAGAGAGAGACAGAGAGAGACAGAGAGAGGAGAAUGGAGAAGAAGGCAAAAGUGAUUUGCUCAGUAGUGGGGUUUCUGGGGCUUUUAUCUGCUGUUUUGGGUUUUGCUGCUGAGGCCAAGAGGAUAAAGGCUUCUCAGAUUCAGGGGUUUCCUGGUGCUUGUAUAUACCCCAGCAGUCCAGCUUCGGGUCUUGGAUUAGCUGCAGCACUGACUCUUAUGGUUGCUCAAAUUAUCAUCAGCAUCACAACUGGCUGUUUUUGUUGCAGACGACAUUCUUAUCUAUCAAACUCUAAUAGGAGAUUGGCAAUUAUCUGCUUUGUCAUCUCAUGGAUCACAUUUGUCCAUGCAUUUCUUAUGUUACUAGCUGGUGCAGCAAUCAACUAUAACCACGGGUACUACUCGUACUCUGGCAGCCCUUGCCCCUUUGUGAAGCCCGGAUUCUUUGCUGGAGCUGCUGUCUUGUCCCUUGCAACUGUGGUACUUGGAAUUGUAUAUUAUCUCGCUUUGGAUUCAGCAAAAACCAGCAAUGACUCAUGGAAUGGUACUGCUGCUGCUCCUAAUCAAGGUGGCAUCGCAAUGGGACACCCACAAUUCCCCCCACCGCAAUACCCUCCCGGGGCUCCACCACAAUACCCUCCGGGGGCUCCACCACUAUACCCUCCAGGGGCUCCACCACAAUUCCCUCCUCCGAACACAAAAGCUCCAAUUUUUGUGCACGAAGAUACAUACAUGAGGCGGCAAUUUACUUGAUUAUAGUUUGUCUUUGGUGAAUGGGGGUGCUAGAGGCUCCCAGAGAAAACUUUUUUUUUGGGAUAAGCGCCUCCACAGAAAACUUCUUGAUGUAAGGUGUGUUUGUUUAGGGUUGGGGUUGGGGGAAGUUCCUCCUCACAUUUGCUUUUGAUUUAUUUGUUUUUCAGACCUAACAUAUCCCCCGGCCUGAAUAGGUUUUGGAGAAAGAAAGAGUAUAUGUAAAGCAAAUAUGUUUCGCAAAAUAUGCAGAUCAUCAAUGGAGGUGAGAUCUUUGUAAAUUGUAUGCUGUGCAACUGAAUAGUGGAAGGGCCAAGUUUGAAUA